Eutrema salsugineum is the source of this 513-nucleotide messenger RNA. RefSeq lists its product as uncharacterized. NCBI's taxonomy places the organism in Eukaryota, Viridiplantae, Streptophyta, Magnoliopsida, Brassicales, Brassicaceae. The record is from RefSeq and is a predicted model, not a curated record. Bases 55 to 513 code for a protein of 152 amino acids. The transcript is spliced from 5 exons.
UUCUGGCAUAUCAUCAACGAUUUCGAAUCUCGCACUGGAAAAGAUUUCUGAAUAAUGUUCAUAAAGAGUGGCUCUGGAAAAGCUUACUGUCUGCAGAUGAUGAUAUGGAUUCAGGGUCUGCGGAUAAUAAACACCAGACAACAAGGCUUGUUCUUCAGGACAAGUACACUUGAAUCUCCCUUAUGGUGCAGAGUAUGCGAUUUUGCUGGCAAAAGCUUUGAAGAUUUCAGCACGCAUCUCAAGAGUGGAACACAUGGAUAUUGGGAGUGGGACUUAUGGGCUAGUAAGAAGAGAGUGGAUCGUACUUUCCCUGAAAACUUUGUAUGGGGUCGAUCAAAGUUGCGUUCAACUAGAAUACCCUUUUCACAACUUACCUUUAUUAUGUCAUUGUCAAAAAGAAACAAUGAAGGAAAAGUGCAAGAAGGAGAAGAAGCUGAAGGGACCCCUAACUGUGAACUAGACGGUGAAGAAGAAGAAGAGUACAAGGCUCAUGGGGUGGUUGUUCUUAUCUAA